CGGGCGCUCGCUCCGUCGGGCGCUGCGGCUCAGGGCGGCGGGGGGGGCCGCCCGUCCCGGACCGCGCCGCCGCCACACUCGGCCGCGCCGCCCUCCGGCGGGGGGAACCCGCGCAGCGCCCGGGACGCGCUCCCCAGCACAGGAGCGGCGAGAGCGGGGCCCGCGGGAAGCAGCCGCGGCUCGACUGGUUCCGCCCCCUCCGUGUCGCUGGGCCUUCGGCCCCUGCCGGGCGGCCUCUACCGAACCGGGAGGCGGCGAAGGGUGCGGGGAGGCGCGGCGGGAACCGGGGUGCCGGCCGGCGGGGCGGCGCGGACCCCGCCGCCGGGGCUGCUGCUACUGCUGUUGCUGCUGGCGGGGAGGCGGGGGGCCCGGGCCGCUCUGGAUGGUGGUUAAAAUGAUCAUAGAAAACUUCGAGGCGCUGAAAUCCUGGCUCAGCAAAACCUUGGAGCCCAUAUGUGAUGCAGAUCCAUCUGCCCUAGCUAAAUAUGUUCUGGCCUUGGUAAAGAAGGAUAAAAGUGAAAAGGAACUGAAGGCAUUGUGUGUUGAUCAGCUGGAUGUAUUUCUUCAGAAAGAAACUCAGAUAUUUGUGGAAAAACUGUUUGAUGCUGUGAAUACAAAAAGCUACCUACCUCCACCAGAACAGCCAUCAUCAGGAAGCCUGAAAGUAGAAUUUUUUCAGCACCCAGAAAAAGAGACAAAAAAAGAAGAGAUAGUAAAAGAGGAAGAGCGAGAGAAGAAGUUCUCUAGAAGAUUAAAUCACAGCCCUCCUCAGUCAAGUUCUCGCUACAGAGAUACUAGAAGUCGUGAUGAAAGGAAAAAAGAUGAACGUUCUCGGAAGAGGGAUUAUGACCGAAAUCCUCCCAGAAGAGAUUCCUAUAGGGAUCGCUACAACAGACGGAGAGGGAGGAGUCGGAGCUACAGCAGGAGUCGAAGUAGGAGUUGGAGCAAAGAGAGGUUGCGGGACCGUGAUCGAGACCGGAGCAGAAGCCGGAGCAGAACGCGAAGCAGAGGUACCAACAGUUGGUCUCUAAAAUACGAAAGGGAUUUGGGAAAGCCAAAAUAUGACAUGGAUAGAACAGAUCCAUUAGAGAACAAUUAUACUCCAGUUUCUUCUGUAACAAAUAUUUCAUCUGGCCACUACCCUGUCCCUACGCUGAGCAGUACUAUUACUGUUAUUGCUCCUGCUCAUCAUGGAAAUAACACUACUGAAAGUUGGUCAGAGUUCCAUGAAGAGCAGCUGGACCACAACUCCUAUGGAAGACCUCCGCUGCCAAAGAAACGCUGUAGAGAUUAUGAUGAGAAGGGUUUCUGUAUGAGAGGAGACAUGUGCCCUUUUGAUCAUGGAAGUGAUCCAGUAGUGGUAGAAGAUGUGAAUCUUCCUGGCAUUCUGCCUUUUCCAGCACAACCCCCUGUUGUCGAAGGACCACCUCCUCCUGGACUCCCUCCCCCUCCACCAAUUCUGAGUCCUCCUCCUGUUAACCUUAGACCCCCAGUACCACCACCAGGUCCCUUACCACCUAGCCUUCCACCUGUAACAGGACCACCCCCUCCCCUUCCACCAUUACAGCCUGCUGGCAUGGAUGCCCCCCCAAACUCAGCAACCAGCUCAGUUCCUACUGUUGUUACCACGGGUAUUCAUCACCAGCCGCCUCCUGCUCCACCCUCUCUUUUUACAGCAGGUGUAGUACUGAGGCUUUGCCCACAAGAAACGUAUGACACAGAUGGCUAUAAUCCAGAAGCUCCAAGUAUAACAAAUACUUCAAGACCUAUGUAUAGACAUAGAGUACAUGCCCAAAGACCAAAUUUGAUAGGACUCACGUCAGGUGAUAUGGAUCUCCCACCCAGAGAAAAACCUCCUAAUAAAAGUAGUAUGAGAAUAGUGGUAGAUGCUGAAUCCAGGAAAAGAACAAUUGGUGCAGGGGAUGGUGGAGUUCCUACAAAGAAGACUUGGUUUGACAAGCAAAAUUUUAACAGAACAAAUAGUCCAGGUUUCCAGAAGAAAGUGCAGUUUGGAAAUGAAAAUACAAAACUUGAAUUGCGAAAAGUUCCUCCAGAACUUAACAACAUCAGCAAACUUAAUGAGCACUUCAGUAAGUUUGGAAACUUAGUCAACUUGCAGGUUGCAUAUCAAGGUGAUCCAGAAGGUGCCCUUAUUCAGUUUGCCACACAUGAGGAAGCAAAGAAAGCUAUAUCAAGUACAGAAGCAGUAUUAAAUAAUCGUUUUAUUAAAGUUUAUUGGCAUCGAGAAGGCAGCACACCACAAAUCCAGACUACUGCACAGAAGGUGAUCCAGCCCUUAGUGCAGCAGCCCACCUUGCCUGUAGUGAAGCAGUCGGUGAAGGAGCGUCUGGGCCCAGUACCUGCGAGUAAUAUUGAACCUGCAGAAGCACAGGGUGCCAACACAGAAGUCACUCAGAAUGUGACUAAAUUAUCUGUGAAGGAUAGACUGGGUUUUGUGUCAAAACCAGUUACUCCAACAACUGAAAAGGUUUUAUCUACUUCUACUGGCUUGACAAAAACUGUGUACAACCCUGCUGCUUUGAAGGCAGCACAGAAAUCUUUGCCUGUUGUUUCCACUUCCGUGCUAGACUCUAAUGAAGCACAGAAGAAAAAACAGGAAGCACUGAGACUUCAACAGGAUGUGAGGAAAAAGAAGCAAGAAAUCUUGGAGAAGCACAUUGAAACACAGAAGAUGCUCAUUUCAAAGCUGGAGAAGAAUAAAGCCAUGAAGUCAGAAGACAAAGCAGAAAUCAUGAAAACACUGGAAAUUUUGACUAAUAGCAUUACCAAGUUAAAGGAUGAAUUAAAAGGUGUAUCACCAGGAGGAGGGACGCCUUUAAAAAGCAUGAAAACUAAAACUCAGAUGCAGAAGGAGUUACUAGAUACUGAACUGGAUUUAUACAAGAAGAUGCAAGCUGGGGAGGAGGUUACUGAAUUAAGACGAAAAUAUACGGAACUGCAGCUGGAAGCUGCCAAGCGAGGGAUUCUGUCCUCAGUUCGCGGUAGAGGGGUUCAUACGAGAGGCCGGGGUGCGUCGCGCAGCAGAGGCAGAGGAAUACGGGGCCGGGGCAGAGGCAGAGGAGUUCCUGUGCACGCAGUGGUGGAUCAUCGGCCCAGGGCACUGGAAAUCUCUGCGUUUACCGAAAGCGACAGGGAAGAUCUCCUGCCUCAUUUUGCGCAAUAUGGUGAAAUUGAAGAUUGCCAGAUAGAUGACUCUUCUCUCCAUGCGGUGAUUACUUUUAAAACAAGAGCAGAAGCUGAAGCUGCUGCAAUUCAUGGGUCUCGUUUCAAAGGACAAGAGCUAAAGUUGGCAUGGAACAAGCCUGUUGCUAGUAUGUCAGCUGUUGAAACAGAGGAGGCUGAACCUGAUGAAGAAGAAUUUCAGGAAGAAUCUUUGGUGGAUGACUCACUGCUUCAAGAUGAUGAUGAAGAAGAAGAGGAGAAUGAAUCUCGUUCAUGGAGAAGAUGAUUCAACUGAUCAACGACAAUGCUAGAACUGCACCUGUGUUGCAUUAGUAUUACCUAAUGUACUUCUGCAUCUUUGUAUUAAAAGGGGUUUUGUGAUGAAGUUGGAUUCAGAUAUAGAUUAAAAAGCAGCUGGUCGGUUAUACAUUUUGAGAGAUUGAUGUUUGAGUUACAUUUCAGUAAAUGAUUGCUAAAGACAUCAUACUAGGAACAUAUGCAAUGUUUUUAUUACAUAGUUCUACAGAAAGUUACAGAAUUCUUUGGGUUCUUUGUAAUUUACUGAAUUGGUCAAACACAAAUGACCAAAAGUUGUUAUAACAUAGAUAAUUUUUGUUCUAUUCCAGAUACGGAAUGAAAAUUUGCAUUUAAAAUCUUUGUGAAUGUUUUCAGAAAUGAAUAGAUAACAGUACUAAACCGAAGUCUCUAAAGUUAUGUAUUCAUAAUAUUGCAUAGUAGUAUGCUUAGGCUUUACUAUGUACUAGCCUUUUGUUGGAUUUGUGUACGUAUUUUACCUAUGGGUUUUAAUGAUAAAGUGUAUGACUGCUUUGCAUAUAAGUCCUUAUGACUUUAAGAUGUUAAAAAAAUAAAGAAAUGGAAUGGUCUUAAAAAAAAAAAAGAAAAAGAAAAAAAAGCAAUAACCAAAAAAGCUAAGGCAAUGGUCCUUCAUGAUAAAAAAAAAAAAAAAAAAAAAAAAAAAAAAAAAAAAGAGAAAAGACCAUUCCAAAUGGCAACCCCCACCCCCAUGUUCACAAAAGGAGCUUGAAUCACUAUCACUUACACUUAAAUAAUACUGAGUAUAUAAAACCAAUCUCAAUCGUGUUUUAUCUGCAUUAACACAUGGUGUACUCUGCGUAAAAACUUCUGGAUGUUCUGAAUUUUAAGUAAUGCAAGUCAAAUCUUAAAAAGAAUAAUACUCCAACUAUGAGGAAUUUUUUUAUAUCUCUGCACUGUGCAACUCUAGAAGAAAGUUUGAUACCACAAAAAUAACAUGCAGUACUGAAAUAUAAUUUAGAAAAAUAUGUGAGGAGAAUCUGAAUACUUCGUAUUAUUCUAAAAACUUGAGUACACAACUAAUGCAUUUUUUUUAUAUUCCUGUGUUUCUAUGAUUACAUUUUUUCAUUUCAAAAGUAACACUUUAAAAAUCCUAAGUUUACACUAUAGCACAUAUUCACCGUUCAAAAAUACAGGAAAUGUUAGUGUACUCCACAGAAAAUCUUCAUUGGCUCUUUCUAGCAGGUCUUUCUGGUAUGUGAGGUCUGAAGUUGCUUUUUAGGAAGGGGAACUGCCUACCCCUUUGCAGUAAAGGACCUCUUAGAGAGACUUGUUUUUGUUUCCAUUUAGUGGCAUUUUGCUGGACUGGUUUCAAAAGGAAACCUAUUUGUUAAAUAUUAAAGUCUCGGGGUUUAUUUUUGUUAUGAAGGGAGUGGGUGGGGUGGUGUUUUGAUUUAGUAUUUUCUUUCCCCCCUGUUAAUCCAUUAAUGAGCGCAUCAUAAAACCACUGUUUUAUUUAUCAAGUAGAUGGAUAUGAGCCUGUACCGACAUUCAUUUAAGUGUUGGAUUCAAUGAUCCUUGUGGGUCACUUCCAACUUGGAAUAUUCUGUGAUUUUUGUGAUAGUGCUUCAGUUAAUAGUGUGUUUUCUGUAGUCCAUGUUUUGUCUUUUUCUGGAAAGGGGGAGAACUGGUAUUAGUCAUGUCCCUGUCCUUUUUUUUUUCAAUUCCAAGGUAGGAAUGGAAGAAAGUAGAAGUAGUAGCAUUUUAGAGAGAAGAGCCCCAGCUGUAGAAUUUUUGUUUGUGCUUUUCAGUCAUUUGAAUGGAUUUUAAGAACUGGAUCCUGGUUUGGGGUUUUUUUUGUUGUGCUUUUGAUUUGGUUUGGUUUUCCCCUCUGUCCUGAUGUGUAUGCAUAUCUUGUUGCAAAAAACAUGCACUUAAAUUUUUGUACAGUCCUAGUUUCACAUUGAAAUGUCACAAUUGACUGCCAUGCUUGUUACACUAGUUCUAAAUUUUGCCAUAAGGAAUUGUAUUUGGGAAAUUGAUUUCCUUUUACACUGAAUUUCAGGCAAAAUAAAAUAUUUUAAGAAUCUUUCUA
Molecule: messenger RNA, 5551 nt
Organism: Parus major (Great Tit)
Lineage: Eukaryota; Metazoa; Chordata; Aves; Passeriformes; Paridae
Gene: RBM26
Product: RNA binding motif protein 26
Exons: 22
Coding region: 383-3469 (1028 amino acids)
Biological process (GO): mRNA processing
Cellular component (GO): nucleus
Molecular function (GO): metal ion binding; RNA binding
Source: RefSeq, a predicted model, not a curated record